CGUCUUGGUAUAAUAGUAUCUCGUCGCUUGGCUCGUCGAGACGUCCACUUCUUUGGGAAUACGUUAUUGUAUUCCAAGUGAUUAAUAUAUAACUUUUUUUGCACCCUUUGGCCGUCAUUUGGGAUUUUCUGUAUCGCCGAAGAAAAUCAAUCAUGUGGCAAAAAUCGGGCGCCCGGUCGGUGCUGCUGCUGUUGGCCUUGGGUUGGACCGUUCCCCAACGAGGAAGUGCCCAAACGUCCCCCUCCCCGCUCAACCCAAAUCUCGUCGACAAGGUUUUCCAAUCGCCAAACGGGAUCGGCAACGGCGUCGUUCUCGAAAACACCCCCGGCCGCCUCGGCGAAGGCGACUGCGAGUGCGUGCCCUACUACCAGUGCCAAAACCACACGAUCAUCGACGACGGCGUCGGCCUCAUUGACAUCAGGUUGUCGGGCCCGUGCGAGGAUUACCUGGACGUAUGUUGCCAGGGGCCGGACAUAAAGCCACCCGAGGAAAAGAUCACGCCGAGGCCGCAGGUGCGUCGAGGGUGCGGUAGGAGGAAUUUGAAUGGGGUUGGUUUCAAGAUAACCGGAGCCAAGGACGGCGAGGCCCAGUUCGGCGAGUUCCCGUGGAUGGUGGCCAUACUCCAGGAGGAGCCGAUCGGCAACCAAGGCGAGCUCGUCAACGUUUACCAGUGCGGGGGUGCUCUCAUCCACCCGAGCGUCGUUCUUACCGCGGCGCAUUGCGUUCACGGCAAGCAAGCCUCGAGCCUGAAGGUCCGUGCCGGUGAGUGGGACACGCAGACGAAAAACGAGGUCUUUCCCCACCAGGAUCGCCAAGUGGCCGAGUACGUGACCAACGAUUUGUACCACUCCGGCUCGUUGCGCAACGACUUUGCUCUCCUACGGCUCGCCCAGCCCGUCAACGCGGCCGAAAACAUCGACACGGUCUGUUUGCCCGAGUUGGGGGCGAACUUUGAUUACCAGCGUUGCUUCGCCAGCGGCUGGGGCAAAGACGUGUUCGGCAAGGAGGGGCGCUACCAGGUCAUCCUCAAGAGGGUGGAGCUGCCCAUCGUGCCCCAUACCGCGUGUCAGAACUCGCUGAGGGGCACGAGACUCGGCAGAUACUUCAAGCUCCACGAGAGCUUCAUCUGCGCCGGUGGCGAGAGCGGCAGGGACACGUGCAGGGGUGACGGGGGCAGUCCAUUGGUGUGUCCGAUAGUUAACGACCCGGACAACAGAUAUUACCAGACGGGUAUCGUGGCUUGGGGCAUCGGUUGCGGGGAGAACCUCGUACCCGGCGUGUACGCCAACGUAGCCUACGCCCGAGCCUGGAUAGACCAGAUAAUGGCUGGAAGGUGGAACUACGGCACCGACGAUUACCAAUACAGAUAGUAGGGGGGGGGGGGAGUUUUCAGAGCCAGGGUGGAUCCAGGGCCAAUUUUAUCGAUCCAGGGCCAAUACUCGGUGUGCAAUGAUGAUUAAUGAUCACACGAUGUUUUAAUAGUUUUAUCACCAAAAGUGGUAAAAUUCUUUAUUUUUUUUUUAUUAUUCUUUUUUUUUUUUUUUUUUACAAAGUUGUAGAUGGUUUUUUUUCUUUUGCGUAUUAUACUUAACGGAUUCUCAGAACAAACAUCAUUGGUAUAAUUAUGUACAAGCGAGUAUAUUAUGUGCUGUCGUUACGUUGAAAGGAUUAUUUCAAUGUAAUGUUGGACAUUCAUUUGAGUGUGAAUAAAAAUUGUAUUAUACGUUUAA
Molecule: messenger RNA, 1730 nt
Organism: Copidosoma floridanum
Lineage: Eukaryota; Metazoa; Arthropoda; Insecta; Hymenoptera; Encyrtidae
Product: phenoloxidase-activating factor 2
Biological process (GO): proteolysis
Molecular function (GO): serine-type endopeptidase activity
Source: RefSeq, a predicted model, not a curated record